AUGUUAUGGGAGGGGGUCUGAAGGAUGUGGUGAGGGAGAUGGGAGAGGUGAAGAUUAAUGAAAUUUAUACUUGCUUUUUCACGACGGAGAAUGGGUUCAUGGGACUUGGACCUGAGGGGCUAGAAGAGAGGGAUCUGGUGGUUGUUUUGAGGGGGUGUGGUUUCCCUGUUGUCUUGAGGAGGGAAGGGAGGUCUUCUUUCCGCAUUAUUGGGGCGUGUUAUUUGGCGGGAUUUAUGUUUGGGGAGUUUUGGAGUAAGGGGUGGGGGGAGAGAGUGAGGGAGGAGACUUUUGAGAUUUGUUAGGUCUGCUCUGGCUUCUGAGAUACCCAGAUAGGAGGUGGUGUUUUGGGUUUGGCAGUGGAGUUGAUGAAUGGAACGGCCUGGAUGAUUUUAGAUUGAUGAUAAUGAGUUUAUGACGAAAUGAAUAUUCGAGAUAGUAUGUUAUAACUUAUAUACGCCUU
Messenger RNA from Hyaloscypha bicolor E, 460 nucleotides. RefSeq lists its product as uncharacterized. The record is from RefSeq and is a predicted model, not a curated record. NCBI's taxonomy places the organism in Eukaryota, Fungi, Ascomycota, Leotiomycetes, Helotiales, Hyaloscyphaceae. Bases 6 to 302 code for a protein of 98 amino acids. The transcript has a single exon.